Molecule: messenger RNA, 1179 nt
Organism: Meloidogyne enterolobii
Lineage: Eukaryota; Metazoa; Nematoda; Chromadorea; Rhabditida; Meloidogynidae
Source: the annotation of a GenBank genome assembly
UGUAUUUUUGAUUUUCCAACACUCGAAUAUCUUUAACUUGCAGAGAUUUUCAGAUUUAAUUAAAAAAAUUUUCUCAACAAAAUGGAUGAAAGUUUAUCAAAUACAGAUUUAGAAUCAAAAGAAAAUAUACGAAUCGAAGAUUUAAUAAAAUUUCAUAAAGAAUUUAUUAAAAUUCUUCAAAUGAAAUUUAAUGAAGAGAGGGAAAAUAAUGUUAAUUUAGAAAAGAAAAAUAAUUCUUUAGAAAAUGAAUUGAAUGAAACCAAAAAACAAAUUGGAAAAAUAAAUUCUGAACGUGGAAAAGAAAUUAAAAAUUUAGGAGAAAUUAUUCUGCAAUUGAAAAUUGAAAAUAAUCAGUUAAAAGAGAAAAUUAAUUCUUCAGAGGAAAAAAAUAAACAGUCGAAAAAUUGUCCUCGCUGUCGAUUUCCUGCUGCCUUAACCGAUAUUAAACAACUUUUUGUUGAAGAAUCAGGUGAUAGUUCUGAUGAUUCUAGUGAUGAAUUUACUGAAAGUAAAAGUCAGAUUAAUUUUGUUAAAAUUAAAAAUAAAUGGAAAGAAAUUGAUAGUGGAUACAGUAUGUGUUGUACCAAUAAUUGUAUAAAUACAGAAAAUCCUGAUGGUAAUUGUGUUAAAGGAUAUGGAUAUGGAAAUAUAAUUGAUGAGGAAAAUAUUAAAUAUAUUAAUUGUUUGGAAGGGAAAUGUUUUGAUCAAUAUAUUACUGUUUAUGCUGAAAAUUCAUUUAAAGCCCCACAAAACAGCUUUAAUUAUUCCUUGUAUUAUUUUGAAGUUAAAUGUAAAUUUGAAAGAGAAAAGAGUUCAGUUUGGAUGAAUAUUGGUUUAAAAAAUUUAAAUACAAAUAAAUAUAUUUAUUAUUAUGCAAAUAAUGCUAAAAUUUAUAAUGAGAAAGAUGAAGCAUUUAAUGUGUCAAUAUAUUGGAAGAAUAAUGAUUAUUUUGGGUGUGGAUUAGUCUAUCCUCCAACUAAUAUGACGAAUAAAUUCCCUUAUGUUUUCUUCACACAAAAUGGAAAAGAAAUUGGGGAAGAGAUAUUAUUAAAGGACAAUUCAGAAUCAUACAAACCAUUUGUUUGGCUAAAAUCUCAUUCUGUUGAAGCUAAUUUUGGGAAUAAUUUGGAGGAAAAACCGUUUAAAUAUGAUAUUUCAGACCAUUUGAUUCUUAAAUAA